Molecule: messenger RNA, 1725 nt
Organism: Rosa rugosa (rugosa rose)
Lineage: Eukaryota; Viridiplantae; Streptophyta; Magnoliopsida; Rosales; Rosaceae
Exons: 8
Coding region: 1-549 (182 amino acids)
Biological process (GO): DNA replication initiation
Cellular component (GO): replication fork protection complex
Molecular function (GO): DNA replication origin binding; single-stranded DNA binding
Source: RefSeq, a predicted model, not a curated record
AUGCCUUGGAUGACCCUCGGAGGGAUCAUCGCUCUCCCUCUGUUUAUCUUCUUGAGGAAGCAGUUGCUAACUCCUUCAGAGCUCAAGGAUCGGUUUUCAGACAUCCGUUUUGUUCGGUUACCCAAUAUAAAGAUCUAUCUGGUUGGGGAAACUCUUUCAGGAUGUUGGGCAACUGUUGGAGUGUUGAUUGAGAAGGGCACUAAAAGAGCUAGUUCUACAGGGAAGAGCUAUUCGAUAUACAAAUUCGAGUGUUUGGAGGAAGAUACCGUUUCUGUUUUCUUGUUUGGUGAUGCUUAUGAGAGGAACUGCAAUGAGCAGGCUGGAAUGGUGUUUGCACUGUUUAAUUGUAGCCUACGCAAGGAUGCUAAGGGUGCUGGUUUUUCUUUGAGUGUGUUUUCGGCCAAUCAAAUUGUGGAGAUAGGAACUUCAGUUGAUUAUGGAGUCUGCAGAGGGAAAAGGAAGGAUGGAAUGGCUUGUACUUUAGUCAUAAAUAAAAAGGAUCACAGAAAUAUUCCACUAUGCAAACUGUGCUCAAGGGAGGGAAUUUGAGAACAGGAUUUCGGAACCCGUACCAGCCAGAAGGAGUUUUUAUGGUCGAUCCUCUAGCUGACAGAACAAACUCGAACUAGCGUUCCAUAUGCUGCUGCUAUGUUCUCUAUCUUUUUUUUGUUUGCACAGCCCCAUGUAUGUGAAGCAUUGUAUCUAAACAAGUUGGGCCGUCGAGAACCUCUAGAACCUCCCUUUCGACCAUGUUCCACAAUCACUAUUCCAUCUUCCUUCUUGCCACUCGAAUCUGGCUGAUUGCCUGGAUUCCUUGGUUUUCCCACUGGAUCUACCAUCAUCUUCCGCCGAUCUUUUGUCUGCUGUACAUAAACUUUUCGGUUACCCACUGGUUCGUUCCCUUUUGUAGUUUGUCUCUCUGUUUCUAUCUCUACCGUUGUUCUUUUCUCCCUUUCAUCUUUAUCGUUCUUUGCCUUUCUUGCCUUCCCCUUCCUCCUCCUUUUGUAUUUCAGACUUUAAUGCUCUCACCUACUCCUAGUCUUUACCAUCAUUCUGCUUCCUGUUUGUAUUGGGUUCGGUUCCAGAUUGGUUGUUCAGUACGUUGGGCUUUCUUCCUUCUUCUAGAUCUCAUUUUCCUGUUUUCCUUAGCCAUGUGUCACUCUAGUUUCUUUCUGUGUUCUUUGGUUGUUCCUUCUUUUCUUCUUUUGUUUCUUGGGACUUGUCUUGCUUCCCUUGCAGUUAUGUCGGAUAUUUCUUCGUCAAAUAAUAUUGCCAUACAUACUUUGAUUCGGGAGGUCGCUCCUGAAUUGGAGACCCAGGCUCUUUCUUUAUCACAUAAUCCUAAUCUGACAACUGCUGAAGAACCUACUUUGGAUAUGGUUCCUUGUCCUCCUUUUUGUAGCCCCAGGAAGAGAGGACGAGAUGAAACAGACUUAUGGCUGCAGACCCUCUUUCUUCUUCAAACCAUCUAUGAGUAUAUUAUGUUGGAACUGUUGUGGUUGUUCACGACCUGGGUUUUUUGUCUCAAGUUGGGUUUCUUAGAACUCUUUUAGCUUUUGAUGUGUUAUGUUUGCUGGAUACUAGACUAGAUGAUCAGGAUGUGAAUGCUAUGGUUUCUAAGCUUCCUUUUGUUACUUUUCAUUGCAUUCCGGCUGUUGGUCAAUGUGGUGGCUUAUUAUCAUUGUGGAAUAGCUCUAUCUAUAAUAUAUCGGUUUUAGUUUCUCA